AUGCCAGAUUUGUUAGCCCGAAUAUUUCGAGCAAAACUUGAAGAACUAAAAAUAGAUUUAAUAAAGAAAGAAAUUCUAUGGCCUAUAGCUGCCUAUGUGUAUGUAAUUGAAUUUCAAAAAAGAGGUCUACCUUAUGUUCAUGUUCUCCUGAUAUUUAAAACCAAUUUUAAGAUUACUAAUUCUACGCAAGUUGACGAAAUUGUUUCUUGUAAAAUAUCAUAUCCAAAGAGAAAUCCUCACCUGCAUGCUACUAUGGUCAAACAUAUGAUGUAUGGUCCUUAUGGACAAUUAAAUCCUACAAAUGUGUGCAUGGAAAAUAACCAUACUUGUAAAAACAAGUAUCCAAGAGAAUACAUUUUGCAUACUUCAUUAGGUAGUAAUUCAUAUCCACUUUAUAGGCGUCGUGACGAUAGUGUUACUGUUAAGGUCAGAGGGUCUGUACUAGACAAUAGAUGGGUUGUACCAUAUCAUCCUUAUAUUUUAGCUAAGUAUGAUUGUCACAUUAAUGUUGAAAUUUCUUCUGUUAAAGCAGUCAAAUAUUUAUACAAAUAUGUAUACAAAGGAUAUGAUCGUGUUAAUUUUACGGUGAAUAAAGAAACUAAUGAGCAUUAUGUUGAUGAGAUUUUGAAUUAUCAAACCGCUAGAUGGAUAUCUGCACCGGAAGCUAUAUGGAGAAUUUUUAGUUUUGAUUUAUUUGACAUAUCUCCUUCCAUAGUUUCUUUGCAAUUACAUAUUGAAAAUGCUCAGUUGGUUACAUAUAAUGAAACAGAUGAUUUAUCAGAAAGUCCUAGAAAGAAGCAAAAUGUUAUUGGUAGAAUAGUUGCUGCUAAUCCAUUUGAGGGCGAGAGAUACUUUCUAAGAGUUUUAUUGAAUCAUGUUAAAAGGCUUAAGUCUUUUCAAGAUUUAAGAACAGUUAAUAACAUUGUUGUGCCUACUUAUCGCGAAACUGCAUUUUUACAUGGUCUAAUAGGUAGGAAUAAUUAUUGUGAAAUGUGUUUAAAUGAGGCGAUCACCUAUGAAAUGCCUAUAUCAUUGUGUCGCCUGUUUGCUAAUAUGUUAAUUUUUUGUAACCCUGCAAAUCCUAGGAAUUUAUGUGUUAAAUUUAAAGUGUACAUGAUAGAAGAUUUUUUACAUGCAAGCAUGACAGUAUGUGAUGUCGAGAUUAGGGCUUUGAGAUGCAUAAAUUCAUUCUUGAAAGUUUUUGGUACAAAUAUAAAUGAUUUUGGUCUGGUAAAUUUUGACGUAAUUGUGAAUGAUGUUGAUGUGUUAGCAAACAUGAUUUUAGAAGAGACUACAAAUAUUAAUGUUCAGUGUGACAUGCAUUUUACAGAGAAUUUAAAUAAGGAGCAAGAAUCUGUCUAUGAUGUUAUUUUAGACUCAACAGCAUCAUCGAGAGUGACUGCUUCUUUAUUGCCGGCUGGGCGAACUGGUCAUUCACGUUUUAAAAUCCCACUUCAAUCAAAUCUGAUAUGCGAUGUUCAAAUUGGAAAUGGAAUAGAAAGAGAACAUACGUAUCACAUGAUUAAGCUUCCUUCAGAUAUAAUAAUAGAUUUUGAGAGUGAAUUUGAAUCAUUGAAAAAACUAAUUGCUAUCGUGUUUCCUAAUUUUCACACAUAUGGUGACAAUUUGAAUACUAUGAUGAACAGAGUUAUUUUGACUCCAAAAAAUGAACAUGAGGAUGUAAUAAAUAAUAUCCUAAAAGAGGAUAUUUUCUCUGCUAAUUCAUCUUGUGUCAAGGAGAAUAACAUUGAGCUAUACAAUGUUAGUUAUUUUUACAUGUUAUUAUGCGUUUCAGUUAUACUUUACUUGUUAGUACAAAACAUGGUGCACAUAAAAGGGUUAGGUCAUUAUCUUUAA
This is a messenger RNA of Olea europaea var. sylvestris, 1857 nucleotides long. RefSeq lists its product as uncharacterized. The record is from RefSeq and is a predicted model, not a curated record. NCBI's taxonomy places the organism in Eukaryota, Viridiplantae, Streptophyta, Magnoliopsida, Lamiales, Oleaceae. The coding region runs from base 1 to 1857 and encodes 618 amino acids. The transcript has 5 exons.